AUGUUCAUUGAAUUUGGCAGAUAUCAAGAACUUCAGUCUCGACAAAUAGCAGGAGGUAGAAUAUACAUCAAGGAAUAGACGCCACCGGAAAAAAAUGGACUUCACCAUUGUGGAUUAUUAUGGGCCACAGAAAUCAAAAUGCGGCUAUUGCAAGGGAGUGCAGUGUUCCAUGGGCUGUGGUAUGCAUGCCUACACCAUGACUCCGAAAGAUUAUCAAGACCUGAUAGAUCGUGGCUGGCGGCGCAGUGGUCAUUAUUGCUACAAACAGGACAAUACUAAAACUUGUUGCCCACACUACACCAUAAAAUGUGAUGCAUUAAAUUUCAAAUUAUCCAAAUCACAUAAAAAAAUAAUCAAACGCAUGAACCGAUUUUUACGUGAUGGCAAGCGAGGCAAAAAUGAUGAAGAACUUAACUCAUCAAUGACAAGUGAAAAGCCUGAUGGUGAAAAUAUGGAGGUUGAAAUGAACAACGAAGGCUGUGGUAUAAGGGAUGUAGUAGAGGCACCCAAUGUACCUUUAAAAAACAUUAAUCUGGAAGCUUUUGCCAAAGCUAAUGAAAAAGGCAAAUCGAACGAAAAACAACCAGGUGUCCAAAAGCCAAAGACUAAUGCUAUGGAGAUUGACAAAAACAGCACACAAAAUAAUGAAACCCCUGAUAACAGCAAAAAUUCCACCGAUGGUGCUAAUCCUCCCUGCAAGAAAGCCAAACAAAUGCGUUUGGAACGCCGACUUGCCAAACAGGCAGCCAAGGGUUUACCUGCUGUUAUUGAGAAUAAACCUUCAAAGAGUCAGGAGAAAUCUUUAAAAGAAUUUCUCAAUGACGCGAAGCCCGAUGAUAAGCAUAAGUUAAAUUUUGAACUUAUACAUGUGAAAAGUAAAGAGUUUUUCAAAACUCUACCUAUGACAUAUGCUCUAUAUAAGAAAUAUCAAACGCUGAUACACAAGGAUCCCCCCAAUGCAGAACAGGAAUAUUUGGAUUUCUUGCAAAGAUCACCCUUGAAGCUUACGAAACCUUCGGAUGGCCCUCCUUUGGGUUAUGGCUCAUUUCAUCAACAAUACUAUUUAGACGAUCAGUUGAUUGCUGUGGCGGUCAUUGAUAUUUUACCCUAUUGCGUUAGUUCGGUUUAUUUCUUUUAUGAUCCAGACUAUAGUUUCCUCUCAUUGGGCACUUAUAGCUCUUUAAGAGAAAUUGAAUUGGUCCAAGAUCUUGCCAGCAAAGUGCCUGCUCUUAAGUAUUACUACAUGGGAUUCUAUAUACAUUCCUGUCCCAAAAUGCGUUAUAAAGGCAAAUUAUCUGCAUCGUAUUUAUUAUGUCCCGAAGCCUAUACCUGGCAUCCACUAUCAGAUGAAAUUCGAUUGAAACUCGAUGCGAAUAAAUAUCAACGUUUCAAUGAUGAUCCUCUUGCCAGAGAUGAAAAUGAGUUUGAGGAAAGCGAUAUGGAUUUGGUUUUGCUGAUGAUAGACCAAAGUUCUUAUGUCAAGUAUCGUCAAUAUAGACAGAGGUCUAUGAACUUGGUGGCUGCUAUAAGGAACAAGAUUGCUGGGUCUGAUGAUCAUGCUGCAAUUGUAGAAUAUGGAAAAUUGGUUGGCAAACCUUUAGCACAUCGUAUGCUCUAUUUAAAAAUGUAAUUUUUAAAUAGAAAAAAAGUCAAAAUGUCGAAAUAUCUUUGCAAAUAUUAAGCAUACACUGGAUAUAAUAACACUUAUUAUUGUUUUGAAAAUAAGACAUUGUUUAUUUAUU
Molecule: messenger RNA, 1742 nt
Organism: Stomoxys calcitrans (stable fly)
Lineage: Eukaryota; Metazoa; Arthropoda; Insecta; Diptera; Muscidae
Gene: Ate1
Product: arginyl-tRNA--protein transferase 1
Exons: 10
Coding region: 95-1630 (511 amino acids)
Biological process (GO): protein arginylation
Cellular component (GO): cytoplasm
Molecular function (GO): arginyl-tRNA--protein transferase activity
Source: RefSeq, a predicted model, not a curated record